This is a messenger RNA of Pyrenophora tritici-repentis Pt-1C-BFP, 300 nucleotides long. The record is from RefSeq and is a predicted model, not a curated record. NCBI's taxonomy places the organism in Eukaryota, Fungi, Ascomycota, Dothideomycetes, Pleosporales, Pleosporaceae.
AUGGGCAGUCGAAGGCACCGACUAUCUGCCCGGACAAUACAGCAGAUAAUGGUUCUUAAGGAUACAAUAUCUCAAGAGGAAGAACAGGGUCUAGACUACCUAGUUGCUCAAUUAGGGGAGGAUGGAGAGCCAAUUGACGAGGUUAAUGAUCUUUUUGAGCUUCCAGCCUCGUUAGAGCAUACCUUCGAUAUAGAUGAGGAGAACCAGACUACAGAAGAAGAGUCGGAGGAAGAGGUCCAGGAGGAGCGUCAAUUGCCACCUCGAAAGCGCCAGCGUCCUCAGCGCUACCGUGAUAAUUAG